Molecule: messenger RNA, 4292 nt
Organism: Castor canadensis (American beaver)
Lineage: Eukaryota; Metazoa; Chordata; Mammalia; Rodentia; Castoridae
Source: RefSeq, a predicted model, not a curated record
AUCAAAAUAUUUACUCAUUUUGUAUUUUUUGUAGAGUGUAGUUUUUUAGGCAUAGGUAAUCUUGGUUUCCAAAUCUGUCUAGUAUGCUGUUUUAUUUAUUUAUUUAUUUAUUUGUAUACAAUUUUAAAUUGCUUAUGUUGUUUUCCAUCUAGAUUCUUGAGUAGUUGGGUGUGACUGUUCUUAACCUUGUAGGAGUUAACUGGUUAACUGUUACUAUAUAGUAGUUACUCCCUCGUCUUACUUGUUUAUAAACUUUGUGACCCAUUGGAAAAGUUAAUAAUCUCCAAUUUACCUGGAAAAAAAUUUUGGAAAUUGGUUAGUUCAAAAACAAUGUGUACGCUCUGAGCUAAAUAGUGCAUACUUAAAAGCUGUAAGCUGGGCAUGGUGGUGCCUAUCUGUAAUACUGACAUUUGGAAAACUAAAGCAAGGAGGGCCAUAAGUUUGAAGCCAGCCUGGGCUACACACAGGGAGAACUUGCCUCAAAAAAAAAAAAAAAAUUAAAAUUAAAAGGCUCUGAAUAUCUUUUAGAGUUAAUUAUAGUGAUUUUUAUUCAAUGCUACAUCUCUUAUGGGAGCGCAUUAAAUUCUGUAAUACUCUACAUUUUAUUGUACUUGACAGUUUCUGAAACUUUUAUACAUGUUUAAUUCUCAGAACUUUGCAAGAUAGGUAUUCCCAUUUUUUAAUUAAGAAAUCAGAUUUAGAGAGUUUAGGAACAGAAAAUUUUUGUAAAGCUGCAGAGAUAUGUUUAUAAUGUAGUCUUCUAAUGUCAGAUCUGUUUACUUCAGAUAAACUAGUAGUUCAUGAGAAUCACCUGGUGUGCCAUUAAAAUAUUUCUGUCUCCCCAGGUUCACACUUGGAAUUCUUGGGAGACUGAGAUCUGGAGGAUCUCAGUUUAAGGCCAGCCAGAGCAAAUAGCUCAAGAGACCUCCCCCCCAUCUCCCAAAUUACCAGAGCAAAUGAACUGAAGGGAAUAAUGACAAGAAAGUCUACGUGUAGGUCUAGCUGAGUAGUACAUGAUCUUCAGUUGGCUGAAUCCUUGGAUGUGGAGCCCAUGGAUACAGAACCUGUGGAUACAGAGGGCCGACUAUACUUUGAAGUGCAUCUAUCCUUUGGGCUCUAAAUCACUUAGUAAUUUAAUUUCUCCUGAUUUGGAAGAUUGUGACAUUCCCAGUAAACCUCAGAAAAGAAAGAUCUUGGAAACCAACUAUAAAGAUUCACUUCUUUUAGCAAAUUCCAAAAAGACGAGAAACCAUACUGUUACGGAUGGGGAACAGAUUUUGCAGAGUAAACGUAAUGGAGAGGUAUGUGAUGAAAUCUCACCAAACUUACCAUGUAGUAGCAGUCAACAGAAUCCAAUUCAGACCGCUGAUUCCCUGGAGCAGAAUGAGACUCUGCAAGAUGAUGGUGAAGUUGACAUGGCUACUGAGGAAAAACCUGUUUCAGUUGCUGUCUCAGAAACUGGGGGAAUUUCCCCUCAAAGUGAAGGAUCGGAACUGGAAAUGCCAUUGGACAGCAGAUGUGUGUCAUUUUGCCAGACAUUACGUGUGCAGUGGAAAAAUGCUCAUGCUCUCUGUUGGUUAGACUGUAUCCUGUCAACCUUGGUGCAUUUGGAAAGGUUGAAGAACACUGUGACUGAACUGUACUCCAAGGAGGAGUCUAUAUUUUGGCAGUUGUUUGAAAAAUAUCAUCAAGCAAAUAAGCUUUUGUAUGACUGCCAGUCAGAUGGAGUUAAAGAUGGAAAUUAUAAAAAACUUACUUCGGAAAUAAUUGCAGAGAUAGAAACUUGUCUGAAUGAAGUCAGAGAUGAAAUUUUUACAAAACUUCAGCCUCAGCUUAGAUGCACAUUAGGCGAGAUGGAAAGCCCUGUGUUUGCAUUUCCCUUGCUCUUAAAAAUAGAACCCCACAUUGAAAAGCUCUUCACAUACUCUUUUUCUUGGGACUUUGCAUGUUCACAGUGUGGACACCAAUACCGAAACAGGUGUAUGAAGAGUCUGGUCACCUUUACAAAUAUCAUCCCUGAGUGGCACCCACUUAAUGCUGCACAUUUUGGUCCAUGUAACAAUUGCAGCAGUAAAACACAAAUUAGAAAAAUGGUAUUGGAAACAGUGUCUCCUGUGUUCAUGCUGCACUUCGUGGAAGGCUUACCACAGAGUGACUUGCAGCAGUACACAUUUCAUUUUGAGGGUGCUCUUUAUCAAAUAACAUCCGUAAUCCAGUACCAAACAAGUAAUCAUUUUAUAACAUGGAAUUUAGGUGCUGAUGGAAGUUGGCUGGAAUGUGAUGACUUAAAAGGUUCAUGUGCUAAAAGGCAUGAGAAAUUUGAAGUUCCUGCUUCUGAGGUACAUAUUGUUAUUUGGGAAAGAAAAACAUCCCAAGUGACAGCUAAAGAAGCUGUCUGCUUUCCACUCAAGAAGCCCAGUGAUGAGCAGGCGUUCAGUGAGGUGAUACCAGCAUCUCCAGCACUGUGUUCUGUGGGUGAGGCUGCCCCGGCCGAAACCGCAGUCAUUCACCCCCCACAUACCUCAGUUGCUCCUCCUACUCUUCCACAGGACAAAACUGUAGCUCACAGAGAUUGUGUACCUUCUAGUCCAAAAUAUUUGGAUGACAAUAAUAUUUUAUCUUUGACACUUGAAGGAACUAUCCAGAAAACUGCCUCUGUUUUCCAGAUUAACUCCAAAGAUUUCCUAUUAGAAAACAAACCUGUGGCAGAAAAUAUAGGACUUGUCAAAACAAAUACUUUGCAAUUACAAGAAUCACUAAUGUCUUCUUCAGUGUCUGCUCCGUGUAAAGAAAAGCUUAUCCAAGCCCAAUUUGUGGAUUUAAGCUUCCCAAUUCAGAUAGUAAAUACAAACACAAAUAGAGAACAGCCGAAUACAAAAGAUACUGCAGUUUCAAAAUCUGUGAAUACCGUUCAUGCUGCUGAUGUUGUUCAGGGAGUGAGAUGGGUGGAAGCUCAGCAGGAUGCUCAAUUGCAACAGUUCUUUCCAUUAAAACAUGAGAAAUUAGAACCAGACAGCAACAAUAAACAGUACCAUCCAUCUCGGGUACCUAAUUUGAAGAAAAGAGAAACCACAGCAGCUCCUCAAACUGUAACAGCUAAGUCAUCCCAGAAUCAGGCACCAAAAGAAAAUCAAAAGAAACCUUUUGUGGGAAGUUGGGUGAAAGGCCUAUUAAGCAGAGGUGCUUCUUUUAUGCCACCUUGUGUUUCAGCUCAGAAUAGAAACACUUUAACUGAUUUGCAGCCUUCAGUUAAGGGGGCAAAUAAUUUUGGUGGCUUUAAAACUAAAGGUGUAAGCCGAAAGGCUAACCGGGCAUCCAGGAAAGCUGACAGGUGUGCAGGUAAGCCUCAUCCCAUCAGCAGCAGCCUUCCACUAGGUCUUCUGCCAUCAGGAAGCAAAGCUCCUCAUCUUCAUGCUGGGGAGAAUGCUGCUUCAGAACUUUUGAAGAAGCAGGAAAGCACCACACAUGGUGCUCACCUCAACGGACAUCCUCACGGAAGCGAAAAUGGCCAAGGAGAGUCGGUGGAAGGUCAGAUUCAUAAACUUCGUCUAAAACUUCUUAAAAAACUAAAGGCAAAAAAGAAGAAAUUAGCUGCUCUUACCUCUUCCCCCCAAAGUGGAACACCUCCAAGUGAAAAUUCAGAGCAUGUGUCCCAUUGUGGGUCUCCAAAUGAUUGUGAAUCAAUAGAAGACUUGUUAAAUGAACUUCAGCAUCAAAUUGAUAUUGCAGAUAAGUCUGGAAGUACCACUGUUCCUAGUGUUUCCUCAUAUAGUAGUCAGACCCAUGAAGAAAUUUUAGCAGAAUUACUGUCUCCUACAACUGUUCCAACAGAGCUCUCAGAAAAUGCUGAGGCUGACUUUAGGUAUUUGGAAAUGGGAGGUAACCAUAUUCCAGCACCAGUACCUAGUGAGUUAAACAGCAUGCUCCAAAAUACACAUCUGAAACAGGACCAUAACUAUUGCAGCCCCACCAAGAGAAACCAGUAUGAGGUUCAGCCAGACUCACUGACAAAUAAUACCUGCAUGAGAACAUUAAACUUGGAGAGUCCCUUGAAGACCGAUAUUUUUGAUGAGUUUUUUUCUACUUCACUAAGUUCUUUAGCAAAUGACACAUUAGACAUACCUCAUUUUGAUGAAUAUUUGUUUGAGAAUUGCUGAAUGCUUAUUAACUCUUUAAUAUUUAUUGUUCCAGAAAAACUUGUGUUUUCAGAUAGUUUUAUACACUGGCCUGUGUAAUAACCAUGAAUAAAAUGUCAGCUGCUGAAAGUUUUACCUUUGAUUCUGCCCAUGAAG